UCAUUUUCCCUUCCCUUCCCUCUUCCAUUCCUUCCUUCUCUCCAUUUUCCCAUCUCACCUUCUCGCCUUCGCAACCGAGACAGACUGAGCUUGAAAACGGAGAGUUGCCCCUCCAUUCCUUCACUUCCCUCUUCCAUUUCCAUUUCCUUUUCUUCCUCAAGUAUCUAUAAACGAUGGCUGAUGCUGAGGAUAUCCAGCCACUUGUCUGCGACAAUGGAACCGGAAUGGUGAAGGCUGGAUUUGCCGGUGAUGAUGCUCCCAGGGCAGUGUUUCCAAGUAUUGUUGGCCGACCUCGACACACUGGUGUCAUGGUGGGUAUGGGCCAGAAAGAUGCUUAUGUUGGUGACGAGGCCCAAUCCAAAAGAGGUAUUCUUACCUUGAAAUAUCCCAUUGAGCAUGGUAUUGUCAGCAACUGGGAUGAUAUGGAAAAGAUUUGGCAUCACACAUUCUACAAUGAGCUUCGUGUUGCACCUGAAGAACACCCAGUUCUUCUCACUGAAGCUCCUCUCAAUCCUAAAGCCAACAGAGAAAAGAUGACACAAAUCAUGUUUGAAACUUUUAAUGUACCUGCCAUGUAUGUUGCCAUUCAGGCCGUUCUAUCACUGUAUGCCAGUGGUCGUACAACAGGUAUCGUGCUUGACUCUGGUGAUGGUGUUAGUCAUACUGUGCCAAUCUACGAGGGUUAUGCUCUUCCCCAUGCUAUCCUCCGUCUCGACCUUGCUGGUCGUGAUCUAACUGAUGCUUUGAUGAAGAUUCUCACUGAGAGAGGUUACAUGUUCACAACCACUGCCGAACGGGAAAUUGUCCGUGACAUGAAAGAGAAGCUUGCUUAUGUUGCACUCGACUAUGAGCAGGAACUUGAGACUGCUAAGAGUAGCUCCUCAAUUGAGAAGAACUAUGAACUGCCCGAUGGACAAGUCAUCACAAUUGGAGCUGAGAGAUUCCGUUGCCCCGAAGUUCUUUUCCAGCCAUCCCUCAUUGGAAUGGAAGCUGCUGGAAUCCACGAGACUACCUACAACUCAAUCAUGAAGUGUGAUGUGGAUAUCAGAAAAGAUUUGUAUGGCAACAUUGUUCUCAGUGGUGGUUCUACCAUGUUCCCUGGUAUCGCUGACCGUAUGAGCAAAGAGAUCACAGCUCUUGCUCCCAGCAGCAUGAAAAUCAAGGUCGUUGCACCACCAGAAAGGAAAUACAGUGUCUGGAUUGGAGGAUCCAUCCUUGCAUCGCUCAGUACCUUCCAGCAGAUGUGGAUCUCAAAGGGUGAGUACGACGAAUCUGGCCCAUCCAUCGUCCACAGGAAGUGCUUCUAAGUUCAAUAUGUGGCUUUGAAUGGUGAGUUAUUUCCUUUAGUUGGCUUUUUUUGUGUCAUGUGUAAUGUGAACUCUUUCGGUUGAGCUCAGAUACGGGUCAUGGAAGGAGGGUAUAUUUCUGAGGUCAUUCAUUCGUAUGCCCAUUGCUUUCCCCCCCAUACACCCCUAUGAGUUUGAGAUUCGUAAUACUACUGCGUAUUUACGGGUUAAGAAGUAAUUGAUCCCUCUGGAUGUUUAUGUUGUUGGUGGGCAAAAACAACUUUCCUUCCAAAAUCUUUCCCUUGCCUUGCCUACCUUUGCCAAAUCUGUGCUGCAACCAUGUCUUUUUCUUUAGUAGGAGAUGAUUGUGAUGUUUUUUUCCCUUUUUUCCCCUUUAUCCUUCUCUCUUAUCUCUCCUAUUUCCUAUUUCCUAUUUCCUAUUCCCUAUUCCAAGUUCUCUCUCUCUAUUUUUUUUUUGAAAACAUUAAUGUUAAUAGUUAUUGUAAGACAAAUAUUAGUCAGUUUGCUCCUUGAGGUCAUAAACUUAGCUAUGCAAAAUGAUAUUUUUAUUAUUGGCUUGGAAGCUUUAUAGUGCAUUCAUAUUUA
Messenger RNA from Cucumis sativus (cucumber), 1892 nucleotides. Its product is annotated as actin-7. The transcript has 5 exons. The coding region runs from base 174 to 1307 and encodes 377 amino acids. The record is from RefSeq and is a predicted model, not a curated record. Lineage: Eukaryota; Viridiplantae; Streptophyta; Magnoliopsida; Cucurbitales; Cucurbitaceae.